UAAAUUUGAUGUAAUUUCUUUAAUGUUUUUGUUCUCUUUCCACAGGUGGGUGUCAUCUCCAGAAUCAUCUCCUCUCUAGAAUAAUCUCCUCUCCAGAAUCAUCUCCUCUCCAGAAUCAUCUCCUCUCCAGAAUCAUCUCCUCUCCAGAAUCAUCUCCUCUCUAGAAGAAUCAUCUCCUCUCUAGAAUCAUCUCCUCUCUAGAAUCAUCUCCUCUCUAGAAUCAUCUCCUCUCUACAGUACCUGGUCUACUAACGUGAUCCAUCACAAUUACCACCCAUCAGGUCCAUCAGAGUGCCAUCACACUGCUGAGGAGACAGUACAACCAACUGUCUGAACCAAAGAUGAAACAUUUCAGCUAUCGGUCUGAACCAAAGCUCUGACAGUCCUGCUCUGCCUCUGUUCUGAUCUAUUCUGAAACACCCUGUUCUGUUCUGGACGUUACUCUGAAACACCCUGUUCUGUUCUGGACGUUACUCUGAAACACCCUGUUCUGUUCUGAUCUGGAUGUUAUUCUGAAACACCCUAUUCUGUUCUGAUCUACUGUGGACGUUGCUCUGACACUGUCUGUGGUCUCCAUAAUGAAUGAUGUCUCUGCUCUCCCCUCCAACCACACAGACUGUCAGGUGGUGAAGGUCCCCCACCUGGUGUUCUUAGUGUUGGGUAUGGUGUCUCUCAGUGAGAACCUGUUGGUGGUGGUGGCCGUGGUGCGCAACAAGAACCUCCACUCCCCAAUGUACAUGUUUAUCUGUAGCCUGGCCACGUUCAACACCAUCUCCUCCCUCUCCAAGACCUGGGAAACCCUGAUGAUGGAGUUCAGCGAUGUCGGACAACUGGACUCCCGGGGGGACUCCGUCCGGAGGGUCGAUGACGUCAUAGACGCGCUGCUCUGCAUGUCUUUUAUCGGCUGCAUCUGUAGCUUCCUGGCCAUCGCUGUGGACCGCUACGUCACCAUCUUCCACGCACUGCGCUACCACAACAUCAUGACCACGAGGCGAGCCGCCGCCGCCCUGGCAGGGAUCUGGGCGCUAUGCGGCGUCUCCGGGGCGGUCAUGGUGGCGUUCUGCGACGCCACGGUCAUCAAGAUCUUUUUCAUCGUGCUCUUCCUCGUCUCGCUGCUCCUCAUCCUCUUCCUCUACGUCCACAUGUUCCUGCUGGCUCGGUCCCACGCCAGGAAGAUUGCAGCGCUGCCCGGGAGUGCCAUGCCGCACCGCAGCCUCCGGGGGGCGCUCACGCUCACCAUGCUAUUCGGGGUGUUUGUGGUGUGCUGGGCGCCUUUCUUCCUCCACCUCCUCCUCCUCAUGGUGUGUGUAGAGAACCCCUACUGUGAGUGCUACCGCUCUCUGUUCCAGCUGAAUUUGGUUCUGCUGAUGAGUCACGCCGUGGUCGACCCGGCCAUCUACGCCUUCCGCAGCGCAGAGCUACGAAACACCUUCAGGAAGAUGCUGCUCUGCUCCGACUCACCACUCUGCUACAAGGUCAAAGCUCUGUUCCACUGAAGGGCUUUGUCUGCACCCUAUUCCCUAGAUAAUGCACAACUUUCCACCAGAGUUUUUGACCCCGUGGGGCUUGGCUAGAGGUAGGGCACUAUAUAGGGGGUAGGGCAC
Oncorhynchus nerka (sockeye salmon) is the source of this 1604-nucleotide messenger RNA. Its product is annotated as adrenocorticotropic hormone receptor-like. Gene Ontology annotation, molecular function: melanocortin receptor activity. The transcript has a single exon. NCBI's taxonomy places the organism in Eukaryota, Metazoa, Chordata, Actinopteri, Salmoniformes, Salmonidae. Gene Ontology annotation, biological process: adenylate cyclase-activating G protein-coupled receptor signaling pathway; regulation of metabolic process. The coding region runs from base 579 to 1496 and encodes 305 amino acids. Gene Ontology annotation, cellular component: plasma membrane; cytoplasm. The record is from RefSeq and is a predicted model, not a curated record.